Messenger RNA from Neogale vison (American mink), 2194 nucleotides. It is a transcript of the gene ADAT2, whose product is annotated as adenosine deaminase tRNA specific 2. Gene Ontology annotation, cellular component: cytoplasm; nucleus. Gene Ontology annotation, molecular function: tRNA-specific adenosine-34 deaminase activity; zinc ion binding. Gene Ontology annotation, biological process: tRNA wobble adenosine to inosine editing. The transcript has 6 exons. NCBI's taxonomy places the organism in Eukaryota, Metazoa, Chordata, Mammalia, Carnivora, Mustelidae. Bases 34 to 612 code for a protein of 192 amino acids. The record is from RefSeq and is a predicted model, not a curated record.
CCCUGGCGCCGAGCACCGCGGCCCGGGCGCGGCAUGGAGGCGAAAGCUGCAGCCACGCCGGCUCCUGGCGGCUGCGUGGGCUCGGUGACCGCGGAGGAGACCGAAAAGUGGAUGGAGGAUGCGAUGCAGAUGGCCAAGGAAGCCCUAGAAAAUAUUGAAGUUCCUGUUGGCUGCCUUAUGGUCUACAACAAUGAAGUUGUGGGGAAGGGACGAAACGAAGUUAAUCAAACCAAAAAUGCUACCCGACAUGCAGAAAUGGUGGCCAUUGACCAGGCCCUAGACUGGUGUCAUCGAAGUGGCAAGAGUCCUUCUGAAGUAUUUGAACACACCGUGCUGUAUGUCACCGUGGAGCCCUGUAUUAUGUGCGCGGCUGCUCUCCGCCUGAUGAAAAUCCCGCUGGUCGUGUAUGGCUGUCAGAAUGAACGGUUUGGUGGUUGUGGCUCUGUCCUAAAUAUUGCCUCUGCUGAUUUACCAAAUACCGGGAGACCAUUUCAGUGCAUUCCCGGAUAUCGGGCUGAGGAAGCGGUGGAAAUGUUAAAGACCUUCUACAAACAGGAAAAUCCAAAUGCACCCAAGUCAAAAGUCCGGAAAAAGGAAUGUCAGAAACCUUGACUUGCUCUACUGGAAGGCUGAUGCCCCUCGAUGACAUUCUUGGACUGAAAGCUGUUGACAUCGUUGACUCAUGUUUACAUAUGUCCUUAACUCCUGGGAAAAUCAUCUCUCCCCAUUUGCUCUGUUGAUGGAACCAAUCAGCACUUUUAAAAAGUCUCCCAGUUGUGAACAAUGAUUAGCUUUUCUGUAAGCUUAAAGAACAUUUUAAGAAGGGGGGAAAAAAAACAAAGAUUGAGGUUUUAGAAAUUAGUAAGCAGUGCAUAACCUUCUUGCCAAAAUUCACACUGCCCAGGCCAGGAAUGUCCUGAGUUUCAGCGUAUGUGCCUCCAGACCCAGUUGGCUGGCAUUGGCCUCCAGACCCAGUUGGCUGGCAUGUAUCUGGACUGGAGUGCACCACGCGGGGGACACCUGCUUUAUGCCUGGCUUUUCAGAAUCGGAUGCUUCAUUGUUUGUCGUCACUCUGUUCUCCCAGGGGUUGAGGGCCGUGACUUCCUUGGAAUCUGUAGAAGAGUUAUGUACAUCUAGACUAUGAAUGUUUGCUCCUCAGAACAGGUUUUUUGUUGUUUUUUUGCUUUUAUAAAGCAGAGAAAAUGCAUAUUUUUAAGACAAGUACUUGAGCGUCAUUUUUUUUUGAGCAUAAUUUUUAACUCAUAGCAUAUUGCUAUCAGAAAACCAUCCUUAUGCCUUCUUUAAAAAUGAAGAUGAAUAUUUUCUUAAAAAUAAAAGGUAAAAGCAGAAAUAAGACAGGUCCUUCUUUAUUAUCAAGCAGCUGUCCUAUGCUAGGCUCUAUUCAUUAAUUGAAUCCUCAAACAAAACACAGAGCUGCUGUUGUAGCAGGGGGAGACAGUAGACGCCACCUAGAUUAUAUAUUUUAGAAGGUGUUAAGAAUUAGGACAAGGGAAAAGCAGGGUAAAGGGGAUAGACAUGGCAUUUGGGGUUGGGACUGCUGGUUGUGCAAGUAAAUAGAACGGUUCGUUUAAUCUGAAAUCAAAUUAUUUCUUUUUAUAAAAGUCCAUAUUUAGAAUUAAAAGCUAAAAUGCAAAAAUGUGCAUUUCCACAACCCUGGAAAGGGUCUCUGCAGCAGGAAGUCCCCGAUACUCAGCCUUCUGACUGCAGCAAGCAAGGGGCCCAUGCGGGUGAGCGAGCAAGCUUGCCGAGCCGCCCUGGGUUUCGCUGCGUCUGCCCAGAAGGGGGCCUCGCUGUUCCACCAGAAGCUCAGCUCCGGGCCCCUGUUGCAUUUCUUCGGUGGAUUCAUUUCCUUGAUGCAAAGCAUCUGUAUUUGUUGGUUCUGCCAUUUGAGCGAUGUCUGACUUGUUUGUUUUGAAUUACAUUACAGGCUGGAAUGUAAUUGUGGUAAAAGUAUUUUUAUAUUGCUGAGAGUAGCAGCUAAUCACAGUUACAUGCUUCAGAGGAUUUAUAAUUGCUUGGUUUUGUACGUGUGUGUGUUUAACUGCAUUUGAGAAAUUUUAUGGGGAAGAAUAUGCACAAUUUUAAAUCUAUAGUAAUGUUACAUGUAACUUCUCAAUUUCACCUACUUUAAAAAAUUAUCUCUUCAUUAAAUUUUAGUGCUUUGACUAAUUUA